This is a messenger RNA of Nycticebus coucang (slow loris), 588 nucleotides long. RefSeq names its product ral guanine nucleotide dissociation stimulator-like. Gene Ontology annotation, molecular function: guanyl-nucleotide exchange factor activity. The record is from RefSeq and is a predicted model, not a curated record. The transcript has 4 exons. NCBI's taxonomy places the organism in Eukaryota, Metazoa, Chordata, Mammalia, Primates, Lorisidae. The coding region runs from base 196 to 453 and encodes 85 amino acids. Gene Ontology annotation, biological process: small GTPase-mediated signal transduction.
CUGGGUCUAGAACCAGAGCUCACUGAGUGACUGUAGCACCUCACCAGCUGACUGUGGCCAGGUGUCCACAGUGCGAGGUCAGGGUCCUGGGAGUAGCUGAGUGAGGGCAAGAUAGUCUCACUGACCUUGUCCUGACCCUGGCAGCUGGGGAUCUCCAAGCUUGCCCGCCGGGAAAAAAACCCUCAGAGAGCCCAGAUGAGGCAGCAGAGACGGAAGGGCGUCAUUCCCUUUCUUGGAGUCUUUGUCGAUGACCUAACUCUGCUGCAGAAGUGGACGCAGAAUAAUGUGGCUGCCUUCAAGAUCGUCCAGCAGCUGCAGUUGCUGCAGGUGACUGCCAAUAAUUUCUGUUUUCAACCGGACAGAGAAUUCCAGUCCUGGUUCCAAACCAUGAAGCCACUGGACCAGUACAAUAUCCACAACUUCUCCUGGGAGCUGGAGCCACCAUUUGAAUAGGCCAACAACAACAUCAAGGCCAAGGAGACCUGUCCUGGGUUUGUGUCCACAUUUGAGCUACUUUUAUUUACUCUCCCCUGCCACUCCCUUACACCCCCCUGGAAUCCUGUUCAUUUACUCCGCCCUGACACUCCC